Rubroshorea leprosula is the source of this 1615-nucleotide messenger RNA. The record is from the annotation of a GenBank genome assembly. NCBI's taxonomy places the organism in Eukaryota, Viridiplantae, Streptophyta, Magnoliopsida, Malvales, Dipterocarpaceae.
ACAUAAAUUUAGAAGCAGACAUUUAAACCUCUUUUCCCAGUUCUCUUAUUUCUUCUCAAGUCGGCGAUGAGGAGUUUGAAAAUUGCGUCUCCGGCAGCUUCAUCUGAUACUGUUCCCAACGCCAGCACUAGGUUUAUGAAAGCCAAGACAAAGGAAGGAAAAUAUGAGUUUGAUAAAAUUGAUGAUGCUUUGACUUUGUUUAGUCGGUUGGUGGAAUUGGAGGGGAUUAGACAUAAUGUUUUUAGUUUCAGCAUCUUGAUUAAUUGCUUCUGUCGUUUGCAUCUUGCGGAUUUCGAUUUCUCUCCUCUUGUGAAAAUGUUAAAGCUUGGCGUUGAACCUAAGGUUGUAACACUUGGCACCCUUAUCAAGGGGCUGUGUGUAGAACGGAACGUUGCUGAAUCAGUUAAAUCACUUGAUGAAAUGAUUCAAAGUGGACAUCGUCCUGAUUUAAUUACUUAUGGCACAAUAGUAAAUGGUUUGCGCAAAAUUGGGAAGACUAGUGAGGCUGUUGGGUUGCUAAGGAGGAUGGGAGAAUAUGGUUUGCAGCAUAACAGUAUAGUAUACAACAUAGUCAUUGACCGCCUUUGUAAGGAUGGGGUUGUAACUGGGGCUGUAAACCUCUUAUCUGAAAUGAUAGGAAUGUUUUCAACUGCACAUGGACUUCUUAAAGAGAGAGGUGCUUGUGGUCAAGUUCUAGACUCAAGAACUUAUUUGAUUUUGCUGGAUGUCUUAUGCAAAAAGGGUCUCAUUCACGAGGCAUUGAGACUAUUUCAAGUGAUGCAGAAGAAUGGAUUUCAUUUUAAUAUCAUCCAUUGUAAUGUCCUAAUUGAUGGUAUGUGUGAGGCUGGAUUGCUCAAUAUUGCGAGGGAAUUCUUCGGUGGACUAUCUUUGAAAGGCCCACAGCCCAGUGUCCACACAUAUACUAUAAUGAUUAAAGGUCUUUGCAAAGCAGGAUUACAUGACAAAGCAUUGGAACUGUUUCAGGCAAUGCAGAACAAGAAGUUUCAACUUUAUAUCUUCCAUUAUAAUGUCCUAAUUGAUGGUUUGUGCAAGACUGGACAGAUCAAAAUUGCAAGGGAAUUCUUUGGUGGACUCUCUCUGAAAGGCCUACAGCCUAGUCUUCACACAUAUACUAUAAUGAUUAACGGACUUUGCAAAGCAGGAUUACCAAAUGAAGCAUUUGAGUUGUUCAGGAAAAUGGAAGAGGAUGGCUGCUUGCCUGAUGGUUGUUCUUAUAAUACAAUGAUCCAGGGAUUUCUUCAAAACAAUGAUAUGUCAAGUGCAAGGCAACUUCUCAAUCAAAUGGCCAAUGAAAGAGCAGGGUCCACGCACUAUUAACUGGUUUUCAUCAUUUCUUCUACUUUUGCAAGCUUGUGACGGUAAGCAGAAAUCCUUGCAGAACAAUUAAAGGCAAUCAUUUUGUCCCAACCAUUAAUUGCCAGUAUCUGCAGUAGUCUGUACAAUUGAAACGAAGGUAGAUAUCUCUUAUAUCUAAGCUGGGUUGAAUAUGUGAGAUUGUUUCUGAUAUAUAUUAACCUUUUUAGUCUGUGAUUUCUUGUUGACCUUUUGGUUUUGGAGUUGGAUGGCCAAGCUUAAAUACAAGAAGUAAUUGUAC